AUGCUGGCGCGGAAGCGCCCUGCGGCGUCCGACUUCGCCGCUUCCCGUUACGCUGCUGAUGUUUGGGGCCUCGCGGGAGGCAGGGGCAAGCGCGGCCGCAGGAAGAGGACGGCCGCCGCGGACGAAGGGCCGCAGGUGGAAUGUAGAGAUUACUCCAACUGCAACCAGCGCAACGAGGACGCGUGUAAGGACCUGCUGAUUUCUCUGGCCACGGAUGACUUGCGAGGGCGCCUGACGCGCAGCCGCUACGACCUGGAGAGUGCCCGGCGCUCGGAACGGCUGAGACAGAUCGAGGCGGGGAUAGCGCUCGAUGACGACUGGUUGGAGGAGGCGGCGAGUGCCUUCAACGUCCCUACCCGCAAGAGGAAGCAAAUGCAGGUCGUGGAAGACGUCCUGGAGGCCGUGCGACAGACCCGACAGCGGGCCCCGGGCACGGCGACCGCCAUGGACGCCGAUCGCAGGGAGGCGACGCAGAGGGAUAUCCAGAGGCCGCAAGGUGUAGACGCGCUGAGGGAUGAGCUGCUAGUCAGAUCUAGUUCGGAGGAUCUGCGCCUGCGCGUGGUGGGCGAGUGCCUCCAGCGGCGCGGAGGCUGGCCCGCCGAGGCAGCAGACCUCGGCGGCGACGCCCCGGGGCCGUCUGGCGAUUACACCCCCAGGGUCAGCCGGGCGGCUUCGCCGGGCGCCAUGCUGGCGCGGAAGCGCUCUGCGGCGUCCGACUUCGCCGCUUCCCGCUACGCUGCUGAUUUUUGGGGCCUCGCGGGAGGCAGGGGCAAGCGCGGCCGCACGAAGAGGACGGCCGCCGCGGACGAAGGGCCGCAGGUGGAAUGUAGAGAUUACUUCUACUGCAACCAGCGCAACGAGGACGCGUGUAAGGACCUGCUGAUUUCUCUGGCCACGGAUGACUUGCGAGGGCGCCUGACGCGCAGCCGCUACGACCUGGAGAGUGCCCGGCGCUCGGAACGGCUGAGACAGAUCGAGGCGGGGAUAGCCCUCGAUGACGACUGGUUGGGGGAGGCGGCGAGUGUCUUCAACGUCCCUACCCGCAAGAGGAAGCAAAUGCAGGUCGUGGAAGACGUCCUGGAGGCCGUGCGACAGACCCGACAGCGGGCUCCGGGCACGGCGACCGCCAUGGACGCCGAUCGCAAGGAGGCGACGCAGAGGGAUAUCCAGAGGCCGCAAGGUGUCGACGCGCUGAGGGAUGAGCUGCUAGUCAGAUCUAGUUCGGAGGAUCUGCGCCUGCGCGUGGUGGGCGAGUGCCUCCAGCGGCGCGGAGGCUGGCCCGCCGAGGCAGCAGACCUCGGCGGCGACGCCCCGGGGCCGUCUGGCGAUUACACUCCCAGGGUCAGCCGGGCGGCUUCGCCGGGCGCCAUGCUGGCGCGGGAGCGCCCUGCGGCGUCCGACUUCGCCGCUUCCCGCUACGCUGCUGAUUUUUGGGGCCUCGCGGGAGUCAGGGGCAAGCGCGGCCGCACGAAGAGUACGGCCGCCGCGGACGAAGGGCCGCAGGUGGAAUGUAGAGACUACUUCUACUGCAACCAGCGCAACGAGGACGCGUGUAAGGACCUGCUGAUUUCUCUGGCCACGGAUGACUUGCGAUGGCGCCUGACGCGCAGUCGCUACGACCUGGAGAGUGCCCGGCGCUCGGAACGGCUGAGACAGAUCGAGGCGGGGAUAGCGCUCGAUGACGACUGGUUGGGGGAGGCGGCGAGUGUCUUCAACGUCCCUACCCGCAAGAGGAAGCAAAUGCAGGUCGUGGAAGACGUCCUGGAGGCCGUGCGACUGACCCGACAGCGGGCCCCGGGCACGGCGACCGCCAUGGACGCCGAUCGCAGGGAGGCGAUGCGCAGGCGCACGUGGAGCUCCAUGGCCGCGUUGCACGAGGCGAAGGUCUGGGGUAUGCGCGCGACGCAGAGGGAUAUCCAGAGGCAGCAAGGUGUCGACGCGCUGCGGGAUGAGCUGCUAGUCAGAUCUUGUCCGGAGGAUCUGCGCCUGCGCGUGGUGGGCGAGUGCCUCCAGCGGCGCGGAGGCUGGCCCGCCGAGGCAGCAGACCUCGGCGGCGACGACCUCUGGGCGCGCCGCUAUUUGCACAGCGCGAUGGCCCGAAGGUACGCCAGCGCCUCCACUGGCGAGCAGCUCUUGCCGGGCGACGUGGCGCGGUGGCAGGAGCUGCUCGACAGGAUCCCGGAGGCGCAGCGGCCCACCUGGCAGGCGGACCCUCUGCGCCAGCAGUUGCAGGCCCACUACGAGGAGCAUGGCCACCUGAACGUGAGGCCCUCGACCAGGAGGGCCGACGAUCCCGAUCGCCUUCUACUCGAAGCUUUGAAGGUCCUGCGCCGCGCACGGCUGGAGGAUGUCAGGGGCGAGCGCGGCCAUCUGCUGCGCCGGCAGCUCUCGCCCGGGGACAUGGCCGCGUGGGAGACGGCGGUCCCGGCCAACGUGUUGUGGGGCACGGUGCGCCAGGCCGAGGCGUAUAUCCCUGGCAGCGCUAUUCUCGGCAGCCGGUGCGAAUGGCCCAGAGAGCCCGUCUGCUGCCAGCCGUGCCCGUGCUAUCUUUGCGGCCAGGACUUCGCCACGAAGCAGUUGUUGCAGGAGCACUGGCGCGAGGAGCACGUGAACCUGCCCGAGGCCGAGCGGGGCUUGCUGGCGCCGCGGCGAGUGGAGGAAGAGGUCCGAAAGAGAAUCCUUGCGGACGAACAGCUGGAGGGCCCCUUCGAGGUCCGGGGCGCUGAGCAGCGCCGCGCGCUCGGACGAUUCGCGGAGAACCAGACGCAGAGCCGACCGGGGGGUGCGUGGGCCGGGCACUUCGAGAGCCAGCAGACCGCCCCGACCACUUGCCGCGCCCUGAGCGGCUGCGUUGUCUGCGCGCGCUCUUUCUGGCUGGAGGACCUCUUCGACGCGGACUUGUUCGUGGAGCUCGUGGACCCCGAGCUGGCAGCGGGCGCCGGCGAUCCCGCGGCGGACGGCGCCCAGGGGCACGGCGCGGAAGGCCCGUUGCGGGACAUGGAGCUGCGAUCGCUAGCCAGGGGCCGCGUGUGCGUGAACAAGAUCAUCGCCGAGCCCGAGAAGAGAGGUUCCGACGAGCCGGCGGCGCGCCUGGAGACGUCUCGCAAGGUGGAUCUCCUGCGCAGCGCCGAGCUGCCCGCCCCCCCUGCCGAGGCGCAGCGAUUCCUCGCUGAGUCCGUCGUCAUUGCCCUGGCAGGGGCCGACGUGGACGACCUCAGCAAGGCCCGGUGGGCCAACGUGCGCAAGGGCGAAUACAUGGGGGCCGCCAGCUUCCUGACCUCCCAUUCGGUCUCGUACAACGACAUGACCUGCAACCAGGACAGGGCAGACGCCGUCAUGAGCGACGCCGGCGCCGUCCCCGAGGCCGUGCGAAGCAUCGCAAUCCCCAUUGAGGUCUCCGAGCAGCUGAAGCACCGGCUGGAGGGCCCCGCCGACGCCUGCGCCGGGGCCGACGAGCAAGUCGUCAGGGUGGACGGGGAGGAGUGCGUGUCCGAGCACGAGGCAGAGGAAGAGGAGGGGGAGAACGAUCUCAACGCCGCGCUGCCCGACCCGGACUUCCCCGCCGAGGCGCUCCCGGCGAUGUCUUUCUGCGCCGAUGCCGCGACCGGCGGCGACCUCGACGAGCUCCAGGCGAUCCGCAAGGUGCACGGUGAGCUCGAGGCUCUGCAGGAUUCCAUGCGCGAGGAGGCCUCCGGCAUGGGCUACCCGCGCCGGCGCCUCAUCAAGCAGCUUCAGGUCAGCGCCAGAGGCAUGCUGGAUCGCGGCUUGGCGGACAGGAUCCACCACCACCACAAGACGGUGACGGCCCUGGAGGAGACGGGCCAACGGGCGGCGGCUCCCGGAGGCGCGAUGGAAGGGUAUGCCCAGGGCACUGCCACACAGCCGCUCUCGAUGUACAGCCCCGAGCUCUGGUCCAUGUGCUUCCCCGACAAGUUCCCGUACGGCGACGGCGUGUUCGGCUUGUCCAGGACUGCGCCCAUGUCGUUCCAUCAGUGCACGUCAAUGCACUUGCUCCGCGAGGAGCUGGUGUACCAGGUCACGCCCGAAGAUUUGGCCGCGGCCGCCGCUUGCAAGGCGUGGGUCGAGACCGCCGCGGACGGGCCCGGCGCGACCGGGCAGUCUCGCCCCUCCGGCGGCUCCUGCGCCUGCCAGCAGUGCAGAGAGGCGUGCCGGCGCUACGUCGCGCCCGAGCAGCCGCGCUGGGGGGCCGACCGCGAUCUCAUUUGCUGCUACUACGACGCCGGGCGCCGCAUCGAGCAGAUCCGCAGGGCCAGGGGCCACGUGCACAGAACGGGCUUCCAGGAGCGCCUUGAGAAGAUCUGCGCGGCUUCCACGGAGAAGCUCGAUGCCGCCGUGCAGAGCCUAGGGCCGAAUGCGUCCCUGAAGGACGCGAUGCGGUCCCCCGCCGUGGACCAGGACGUCAAAGACGCGCUCUCCGAGCUCAUGGUGUUCACCUCAGAAGUUCUCGGCUCGGACGGCGCGCGCGCGAAAUUGCGCCACGAGCAGAACGGCUUCGCCCUCAUGUUCGGCGGCGCCGGUGGCUUUCUGACUCCGAACGUCGCGGACGUGCGGAGCCCCAUCUUGCUUGCCCUGCACGCGGCGGGGGGCUGCGAGACCCGCGCCGUGGACCUCCUCGCGGAAGCCCCGGACAUGCCCUCCGCGCGGAAGAUGCUCCAGAUCGUGGCGCAGGACCCGGUGGCCCAGGCCCGCUUCUUCAUCUUUAGCAUGAAGCUUUUCUGCGAGCACGUGCUGGGCACCGGCCCCUGGGACUUCCACCUGCGCCACAACGGCCGUUGCGACGGGGCGGCUUUCCCCGAUGGCUUCGCCACUUCGUGCACGGGCGGAGCCUUCCUCAUGUUGGCGGCGCUGCACGGGCCCAUCGAGGAGCAGGCCCGGCUGUCCAUCCACCCGCACAUCCUCCUGUGGUUCGUGCACGCGCAGUCCGAGCAGUGGCUCCGGUGCGUGCUCAACAGGGAGACCGAGGAGAUCCGGCAGCGGCUCCGCGUGUGGCAGGAGAAGACCUUGGCCGCAGUGCAGUCCAUGCAGCUGGACUCAGCGGCCGUGCUCCCGCUGCUCCUCACCGACGACCCCGACCGGGCGCCCGAGCCCAGGAACACGCCCUUCUCCGAGAAACUGCAGCGGGAUUGCCGCAUGGAUGGGGAGCUGGAGCACGACGUGGAAGAGCCGGAGAAACGGCGCGUCUUCUUGGCCACAGAGCCCCCGUUCGAGGACCACCACCUCCGACGGCAUCGGAUGUCCUUGGCGCCCGAGGCGCGACCCAUGAGCGAAUACAUGGUGCCCCAGACGGGCGCCCAGCUCUGUCGCCUCGAGCACUACAGGCUGCUGCGCCCGACCACGGGCGACGACCUGGAGACCGCGGCGGGCCGGAGCGCGGAGGCGGCGGCCUGGGCCGCGCGCUACGCCGAGGAUUACCGCCAGGACAUCGCCGUGGGCCAGAUGCACCAGCACAAGGACACGUGCUUCAAGUACGUUGUCGAGAAGUCCAUGCGCUUCGCGCGGCACUGCCGCUUCAACUUCUGCCACUUCGUCAAGCUCUGGCUCCGCGUCGGCGACGGCGGGGACUCCUCGGCGCAGCAGAAGCGCUCCAAGAAGCUGGUGACCUUGGCGCGGACCGGCAAAGACCUCGUGCUGCCGCGGGGGCCAGGGGAACCGGAGCCCGACAUGUUCCCCCUGGACGAGGACGGCGCGCCCGUGCCCCUGCGCCCCGGGCGCAAACUCGGCCCGGUCGUCAACGUCGAUCCAGACCAUGGGAAGCAGGGUCUGGUCAUGCCCAUUCGCUGGAACCCGAUGGAAGGCAGCUCCAACGGCGUGGCCCAGACGGCGCUGAACUGCAACGUGGACUUCCAGAGUAUGAUGCGCACUUUCAUUGACGGAUUUAAUGUCCAGACGCGGGACGGGCUGCGCGACCCGCCCCUCUCGGCGGACGACGAGGCCUCGCUCGAGGCGGAGGAGGACGAGAAGUUCGAGGCAAGCUUCGCCGCGAACAUGCAGAAGCUUGCGGCCGCCCGCAAGAGGGCCAACAAACCAGAGCUGGAAUAUGAGGAGGCGGAGAUGAGGCUCCGGCAACAGCGAGCCGCUCGCAGGGCGGCGUAUCUGAGGUUGGGCCCGGCCGAGCGCUUCAGGCGCAGUAUCAAAGCAAUGACCGUCAGCAUUAUGAAGCAGUCCGUUCAGGCCAUGUUCUACGCUUGCGACUACUCCACGAAGCCGAACAUGACCUGCGCGCCGCUCCUGGCCACCGCUGCCAACCAGGCCAUCGUGAAGGGGAACUGCCUCAUGGUCAUGCAGAUGCUCACCCGACGCGAGGUGCUGCGGUCCCACUCCACCUGGCAGUUGAUGAUGAAGAACGCCAUGUGGCUGGCCUUCGAGAGCCGACGAAUUCGGCAGGGGUUCGACGAGCGCGAGCAGCUGCACGAGGCCACGGUGCUCCUCGACGCCGCGGAACUCGGUUCUGCUGCCUCCACGCAGGUCGCGGCCGCGGGCGGCGCGCCCACAGACGAUCUCUUCGCGGCGCGCGGGGAGCGCGGCCCUUUCUUGGCCGAGGAGGCCACGGACGAGCCGCAGCAGAGAAACGCGGGGGUCCGCCUGAAGAGCAACAGCUACUACGACGACUACUUGCACCGCGGCUCCGCCGAGUUCGGCGCGUCGGGUCGAGCGGCGAAGACUCCCCUGGCCUCCAUGUCGUAUUACGACUACGGCAUGUGGGUGCGCGUCGUGCCCGGGGACCCGAACGCCCUGGCGCCAGACGAGUACGCUUUCGCCGGUCACUACGGGAAGCAUGCCGACUACGUCCAGCAGCUGCGGGCCGCGCCGGCCGCGCCGUACAUCUCCGGCUUCACGAUGCCGACCGAAGAGAAGGACCCGGAGACGACCGCCUGUUUCAAGCAGGUGUUGUUGAGGCCGCAUGCGUGCCCGGGGCCGGACAGCUGUCGCCAGGUGCACUUCGCCCAGCACUUCUGCUGCGCGUCCCGCAGCAGGGAGGGGGGGCGAGCCAGGGGUCGCGCCUCUCUCUCCUUCCUGGGACCUUGGCGCGCGUAUCGCGCCGAGCAGCUCGUCCUGGCGAAGCGGGCCGACCAGGCCCUGCAGCGCUCGCGGCAAUGCCCCGUGCUGCACGACACAACCGCCAUCCGUUACUGGCAUCUCCCCGGCACCGUGCGCGGGGGCCCGGUCCACGAGAGUUUCCUGCCGUUGCUCUGCGGCGGCCGCCAUGCGACGGAUCCUGGUUUGGACGGCACGUGGUGCCGCCGCCGCGAGAUCCCGACCCCCGUCGCAGGCGCCGAUCUGCAGCGGCCGUCGCGCGGAGCGGUGUGCUGGCGCAUGGCCCUCCCGGUGGACCUCGCCUGGGCCGUGCUGCGCUUCGCGGGCGACGUCCGCGGCGACGACGGGCGGCGCCUGGGGGUCGCCGGCUCGGAGGAGGAGCGCGCUCGGCUCGACGAGCGGGCGGCCCUCGAGGGCGAGUCGAUCGCCUGCGCCUGUCCUGGAGUUCACGACGACCAGCUGACCCCCGAGAUGUUCUUCGCUGUUCGGCACGUGGAGGUGGCCGCCCGCCUGGAGUACAUGGCCGAGGCCCGCGGGCUGCCGAAGCCGGCAAGGGGGCCCAGCGACGCGGUGGCGGAGGAGGAGCUCGGCGGAGAUCGCUCCGACGAUGACGGGGCCUUCGGCCUGGACGAGGCUCUGCCAGGUGAAGAUUCCUCCGCGGAGGAGCGCCAGGAAGUGGCAGACGCGCGAGAGGACAAGGAGGGCAUGAGACCUCGCUGGAGGCUGGCAGAGGACGAGUUCGACGACGUCGUGCACCGGACGGCGGCGGCCCAGGCGGCUAAGAGCAGUCGCGUGGGAGCGCACAAGAAAGCCUUGAUGGAAACGUUCUUGCAGUUGCAACGCCGCGCUUACGCCUGCGUUCGGCAGCCCUGCGCCGUGCCCGAGCGCGCCCCUCGGCUGGCGGCGAUGACUCCUGCUGACGUGCAGACCGCCAAAAAGAACCAGGACGCGAUCCGCGAACAGAGGGCCGCCCAGGACGACAAUCUGGAGGCCGCGGGCGCGGAUCUGCCCGUCGCCGCGGCGGCCUUCUCCGACGCGCCCGCGCCGUCGAGGCGCCUCGGCCCGGAGGAUGUGCCGAUCUCCCCGCUGCAGGCGGCGCUGACCCUCAUCGCCGAGUCUGGGGUCUGGAAGAGCAAGGAGCAGUACCUGGUGACGCUCUUCCUCCUUCAACCGAUACAACAACUGUGGCAGAAGGCCCUCGAGACGGACGGCUUGGACAGCUUGUCCACGGCCGCGGGCCUCGCAGCGGCCUCGAGAGACGUGCAGGUCCGCCGCGUCUUCCUGCACGGCCCGGGGGGCUCGGGGAAGACGUAUUGCAUGACCGAGGUGGUCAACAAGGUGGUCGUGCGUUUCUUCGGGCACAGGGGGCUGAAGCUCGUGGCCGCGGCCAACAGCGCCGCCCGCAUCCUCGGCGGCAAGACCAUGCACGCGGCGGCGAAGCUGACGCGGAAGCAGUCUCUCGCGGCGAGUAAAUUGAAACCCAACACCAGGGCGAAGAAGAAGUUGGAGGCCGAGUGGGAGUACCUUGUGCUCCUCCUCGCCGACGAGAUCGGCCUGGCGUCCCCCCCGCUCCUUGCGGGCCUGAGUCGCCGCGCGACUUUCGGCCGCAAGGACUUGCUGCGGCUGUGCGUGGCGAGGGCCAUCGAAGAGCCCUUCGGCCAGGUCCCCGUGCAGGCCAUCAUGGGCGACUUCAAUCAGAUCAACCCGGUCUGCAGCCACACGCUGCUGGAAGCCCUGCUGGCCCGCGCGCGCGUCCCCGGCGUGCCGCGGAAGAUCACGGACGAGGACGAAGACGGCUGGAAGGUCUUCAGGAAGAUGGCCUCCGACGUGGUCGUCUUCACUGGCACGCACCGCUUUCUCGACGAGGACCUACCGCUGCUUUUCGAGGUCAUGCGCACUCCGGGCGGGGCGAGAGUGCCUGACGACUUGCGCGCGAAGAUCAGAGAUCGCGUCCAGCGGGGCCCCGACGACCCGAGGAUGUCCAUGGACUACGAACUGGAGGGCGUUCGGGGCUUCUUCGCCUUCGGCGCUCGCGCGGCGAUCCAGUGGGAGCAGGUCGCGCGCCUGCAGCAGCUCCACGUGCUCGCCUCCGCGAGGCGCCCUGCGGCGUCCGACUUCGCCGCUUCCCGUUACGCUGCGGAUGUUUGGGGCCUCGCGGGAGGCAGGGGCAAGCGCGGCCGCAGGAAGAGGACGGCCGCCGCGGACGAAGGGCCGCAGGUGGAAUGUAGAGAUUACUCCAACUGCAACCAGCGCAACGAGGACGCGUGUAAGGACCUGCUGAUUUCUCUGGCCACGGAUGACUUGCGAGGGCGCCUGACGCGCAGCCGCUACGACCUGGAGAGUGCCCGGCGCUCGGAACGGCUGAGACAGAUCGAGGCGGGGAUAGCGCUCGCUGACGACUGGUUGGAGGAGGCGGCGAGUGCCUUCAACGUCCCUACCCGCAAGAGGAAGCAAAUGCAGGUCGUGGAAGACGUCCUGGAGGCCGUGCGACAGACCCGACAGCGGGCCCCGGGCACGGCGACCGCCAUGGACGCCGAUCGCAGGGAGGCGACGCAGAGGGAUAUCCAGAGGCCGCAAGGUGUAGACGCGCUGAGGGAUGAGCUGCUAGUCAGAUCUAGUUCGGAGGAUCUGCGCCUGCGCGUGGUGGGCGAGUGCCUCCAGCGGCGCGGAGGCUGGCCCGCCGAGGCAGCAGAUCUCGGCGGCGACGCCCCGGGGCCGUCUGGCGAUUACACCCCCAGGGUCAGCCGGGCGGCUUCGCCGGGCGCCAUGCUGGCGCGGAAGCGCUCUGCGGCGUCCGACUUCGCCGCUUCCCGCUACGCUGCUGAUUUUUGGGGCCUCGCGGGAGGCAGGGGCAAGCGCGGCCGCACGAAGAGGACGGCCGCCGCGGACGAAGGGCCGCAGGUGGAAUGUAGAGAUUACUUCUACUGCAACCAGCGCAACGAGGACGCGUGUAAGGACCUGCUGAUUUCUCUGGCCACGGAUGACUUGCGAGGGCGCCUGACGCGCAGCCGCUACGACCUGGAGAGUGCCCGGCGCUCGGAACGGCUGAGACAGAUCGAGGCGGGGAUAGCCCUCGAUGACGACUGGUUGGGGGAGGCGGCGAGUGUCUUCAACGUCCCUACCCGCAAGAGGAAGCAAAUGCAGGUCGUGGAAGACGUCCUGGAGGCCGUGCGACAGACCCGACAGCGGGCUCCGGGCACGGCGACCGCCAUGGACGCCGAUCGCAAGGAGGCGACGCAGAGGGAUAUCCAGAGGCCGCAAGGUGUCGACGCGCUGAGGGAUGAGCUGCUAGUCAGAUCUAGUUCGGAGGAUCUGCGCCUGCGCGUGGUGGGCGAGUGCCUCCAGCGGCGCGGAGGCUGGCCCGCCGAGGCAGCAGACCUCGGCGGCGACGCCCCGGGGCCGUCUGGCGAUUACACUCCCAGGCGCCCUGCGGCGUCCGACUUCGCCGCUUCCCGCUACGCUGCUGAUUUUUGGGGCCUCGCGGGAGUCAGGGGCAAGCGCGGCCGCACGAAGAGUACGGCCGCCGCGGACGAAGGGCCGCAGGUGGAAUGUAGAGACUACUUCUACUGCAACCAGCGCAACGAGGACGCGUGUAAGGACCUGCUGAUUUCUCUGGCCACGGAUGACUUGCGAUGGCGCCUGACGCGCAGUCGCUACGACCUGGAGAGUGCCCGGCGCUCGGAACGGCUGAGACAGAUCGAGGCGGGGAUAGCGCUCGAUGACGACUGGUUGGGGGAGGCGGCGAGUGUCUUCAACGUCCCUACCCGCAAGAGGAAGCAAAUGCAGGUCGUGGAAGACGUCCUGGAGGCCGUGCGACUGACCCGACAGCGGGCCCCGGGCACGGCGACCGCCAUGGACGCCGAUCGCAGGGAGGCGAUGCGCAGGCGCACGUGGAGCUCCAUGGCCGCGUUGCACGAGGCGAAGGUCUGGGGUAUGCGCGCGACGCAGAGGGAUAUCCAGAGGCAGCAAGGUGUCGACGCGCUGCGGGAUGAGCUGCUAGUCAGAUCUUGUCCGGAGGAUCUGCGCCUGCGCGUGGUGGGCGAGUGCCUCCAGCGGCGCGGAGGCUGGCCCGCCGAGGCAGCAGACCUCGGCGGCGACGACCUCUGGGCGCGCCGCUAUUUGCACAGCGCGAUGGCCCGAAGGUACGCCAGCGCCUCCACUGGCGAGCAGCUCUUGCCGGGCGACGUGGCGCGGUGGCAGGAGCUGCUCGACAGGAUCCCGGAGGCGCAGCGGCCCACCUGGCAGGCGGACCCUCUGCGCCAGCAGUUGCAGGCCCACUACGAGGAGCAUGGCCACCUGAACGUGAGGCCCUCGACCAGGAGGGCCGACGAUCCCGAUCGCCUUCUACUCGAAGCUUUGAAGGUCCUGCGCCGCGCACGGCUGGAGGAUGUCAGGGGCGAGCGCGGCCAUCUGCUGCGCCGGCAGCUCUCGCCCGGGGACCUGGCCGCGUGGGAGACGGCGGUCCCGGCCAACGUGUUGUGGGGCACGGUGCGCCAGGCCGAGGCGUAUAUCCCUGGCAGCGCUAUUCUCGGCAGCCGGUGCGAAUGGCCCAGAGAGCCCGUCUGCUGCCAGCCGUGCCCGUGCUAUCUUUGCGGCCAGGACUUCGCCACGAAGCAGUUGUUGCAGGAGCACUGGCGCGAGGAGCACGUGAACCUGCCCGAGGCCGAGCGGGGCUUGCUGGCGCCGCGGCGAGUGGAGGAAGAGGUCCGAAAGAGAAUCCUUGCGGACGAACAGCUGGAGGGCCCCUUCGAGGUCCGGGGCGCUGAGCAGCGCCGCGCGCUCGGACGAUUCGCGGAGAACCAGACGCAGAGCCGACCGGGGGGUGCGUGGGCCGGGCACUUCGAGAGCCAGCAGACCGCCCCGACCACUUGCCGCGCCCUGAGCGGCUGCGUUGUCUGCGCGCGCUCUUUCUGGCUGGAGGACCUCUUCGACGCGGACUUGUUCGUGGAGCUCGUGGACCCCGAGCUGGCAGCGGGCGCCGGCGAUCCCGCGGCGGACGGCGCCCAGGGGCACGGCGCGGAAGGCCCGUUGCGGGACAUGGAGCUGCGAUCGCUAGCCAGGGGCCGCGUGUGCGUGAACAAGAUCAUCGCCGAGCCCGAGAAGAGAGGUUCCGACGAGCCGGCGGCGCGCCUGGAGACGUCUCGCAAGGUGGAUCUCCUGCGCAGCGCCGAGCUGCCCGCCCCCCCUGCCGAGGCGCAGCGAUUCCUCGCUGAGUCCGUCGUCAUUGCCCUGGCAGGGGCCGACGUGGACGACCUCAGCAAGGCCCGGUGGGCCAACGUGCGCAAGGGCGAAUACAUGGGGGCCGCCAGCUUCCUGACCUCCCAUUCGGUCUCGUACAACGACAUGACCUGCAACCAGGACAGGGCAGACGCCGUCAUGAGCGACGCCGGCGCCGUCCCCGAAGCCGUGCGAAGCAUCGCAAUCCCCAUUGAGGUCUCCGAGCAGCUGAAGCACCGGCUGGAGGGCCCCGCCGACGCCUGCGCCGGGGCCGACGAGCAAGUCGUCAGGGUGGACGGGGAGGAGUGCGUGUCCGAGCACGAGGCAGAGGAAGAGGAGGGGGAGAACGAUCUCAACGCCGCGCUGCCCGACCCGGACUUCCCCGCCGAGGCGCUCCCGGCGAUGUCUUUCUGCGCCGAUGCCGCGACCGGCGGCGACCUCGACGAGCUCCAGGCGAUCCGCAAGGUGCACGGUGAGCUCGAGGCUCUGCAGGAUUCCAUGCGCGAGGAGGCCUCCGGCAUGGGCUACCCGCGCCGGCGCCUCAUCAAGCAGCUUCAGGUCAGCGCCAGAGGCAUGCUGGAUCGCGGCUUGGCGGACAGGAUCCACCACCACCACAAGACGGUGACGGCCCUGGAGGAGACGGGCCAACGGGCGGCGGCUCCCGGAGGCGCGAUGGAAGGGUAUGCCCAGGGCACUGCCACACAGCCGCUCUCGAUGUACAGCCCCGAGCUCUGGUCCAUGUGCUUCCCCGACAAGUUCCCGUACGGCGACGGCGUGUUCGGCUUGUCCAGGACUGCGCCCAUGUCGUUCCAUCAGUGCACGUCAAUGCACUUGCUCCGCGAGGAGCUGGUGUACCAGGUCACGCCCGAAGAUUUGGCCGCGGCCGCCGCUUGCAAGGCGUGGGUCGAGACCGCCGCGGACGGGCCCGGCGCGACCGGGCAGUCUCGCCCCUCCGGCGGCUCCUGCGCCUGCCAGCAGUGCAGAGAGGCGUGCCGGCGCUACGUCGCGCCCGAGCAGCCGCGCUGGGGGGCCGACCGCGAUCUCAUUUGCUGCUACUACGACGCCGGGCGCCGCAUCGAGCAGAUCCGCAGGGCCAGGGGCCACGUGCACAGAACGGGCUUCCAGGAGCGCCUUGAGAAGAUCUGCGCGGCUUCCACGGAGAAGCUCGAUGCCGCCGUGCAGAGCCUAGGGCCGAAUGCGUCCCUGAAGGACGCGAUGCGGUCCCCCGCCGUGGACCAGGACGUCAAAGACGCGCUCUCCGAGCUCAUGGUGUUCACCUCAGAAGUUCUCGGCUCGGACGGCGCGCGCGCGAAAUUGCGCCACGAGCAGAACGGCUUCGCCCUCAUGUUCGGCGGCGCCGGUGGCUUUCUGACUCCGAACGUCGCGGACGUGCGGAGCCCCAUCUUGCUUGCCCUGCACGCGGCGGGGGGCUGCGAGACCCGCGCCGUGGACCUCCUCGCGGAAGCCCCGGACAUGCCCUCCGCGCGGAAGAUGCUCCAGAUCGUGGCGCAGGACCCGGUGGCCCAGGCCCGCUUCUUCAUCUUUAGCAUGCAGCUUUUCUGCGAGCACGUGCUGGGCACCGGCCCCUGGGACGCCCGACUGCGCCACAACGGCCGUUGCGACGGGGCGGCUUUCCCCGAUGGCUUCGCCACUUCGUGCACCGGCGGAGCCUUCCUCAUGUUGGCGGCGCUGCACGGGCCCAUCGAGGAGCAGGCCCGGCUGUCCAUCCACCCGCACAUCCUCCUGUGGUUCGUGCACGCGCAGUCCGAGCAGUGGCUCCGGUGCGUGCUCAACAGGGAGACCGAGGAGAUCCGGCAGCGGCUCCGCGUGUGGCAGGAGAAGACCUUGGCCGCAGUGCAGUCCAUGCAGCUGGACUCAGCGGCCGUGCUCCCGCUGCUCCUCACCGACGACCCCGACCGGGCGCCCGAGCCCAGGAACACGCCCUUCUCCGAGAAACUGCAGCGGGAUUGCCGCAUGGAUGGGGAGCUGGAGCACGACGUGGAAGAGCCGGAGAAACGGCGCGUCUUCUUGGCCACAGAGCCCCCGUUCGAGGACCACCACCUCCGACGGCAUCGGAUGUCCUUGGCGCCCGAGGCGCGACCCAUGAGCGAAUACAUGGUGCCCCAGACGGGCGCCCAGCUCUGUCGCCUCGAGCACUACAGGCUGCUGCGCCCGACCACGGGCGACGACCUGGAGACCGCGGCGGGCCGGAGCGCGGAGGCGGCGGCCUGGGCCGCGCGCUACGCCGAGGAUUACCGCCAGGACAUCGCCGUGGGCCAGAUGCACCAGCACAAGGACACGUGCUUCAAGUACGUUGUCGAGAAGUCCAUGCGCUUCGCGCGGCACUGCCGCUUCAACUUCUGCCACUUCGUCAAGCUCUGGCUCCGCGUCGGCGACGGCGGGGACUCCUCGGCGCAGCAGAAGCGCUCCAAGAAGCUGGUGACCUUGGCGCGGACCGGCAAAGACCUCGUGCUGCCGCGGGGGCCAGGGGAACCGGAGCCCGACAUGUUCCCCCUGGACGAGGACGGCGCGCCCGUGCCCCUGCGCCCCGGGCGCAAACUCGGCCCGGUCGUCAACGUCGAUCCAGACCAUGGGAAGCAGGGUCUGGUCAUGCCCAUUCGCUGGAACCCGAUGGAAGGCAGCUCCAACGGCGUGGCCCAGACGGCGCUGAACUGCAACGUGGACUUCCAGAGUAUGAUGCGCACUUUCAUUGACGGAUUUAAUGUCCAGACGCGGGACGGGCUGCGCGACCCGCCCCUCUCGGCGGACGACGAGGCCUCGCUCGAGGCGGAGGAGGACGAGAAGUUCGAGGCAAGCUUCGCCGCGAACAUGCAGAAGCUUGCGGCCGCCCGCAAGAGGGCCAACAAACCAGAGCUGGAAUAUGAGGAGGCGGAGAUGAGGCUCCGGCAACAGCGAGCCGCUCGCAGGGCGGCGUAUCUGAGGUUGGGCCCGGCCGAGCGCUUCAGGCGCAGUAUCAAAGCACUGACCGUCAACAUUAUGAGGCAGUCCGUUCAGGCCAUGUUCUACGCUUGCGACUACUCCACGAAGCCGAACAUGACCUGCGCGCCGCUCCUGGCCACCGCUGCCAACCAGGCCAUCGUGAAGGGGAACUGCCUCAUGGUCAUGCAGAUGCUCACCCGACGCGAGGUGCUGCGGUCCCACUCCACCUGGCAGUUGAUGAUGAAGAACGCCAUGUGGCUGGCCUUCGAGAGCCGACGAAUUCGGCAGGGGUUCGACGAGCGCGAGCAGCUGCACGAGGCCACGGUGCUCCUCGACGCCGCGGAAGUCGCGGCCGCGGGCGGCGCGCCCACAGACGAUCUCUUCGCGGCGCGCGGGGAGCGCGGCCCUUUCUUGGCCGAGGAGGCCACGGACGAGCCGCAGCAGAGAAACGCGGGGGUCCGCCUGAAGAGCAACAGCUACUACGACGACUACUUGCACCGCGGCUCCGCCGAGUUCGGCGCGUCGGGUCGAGCGGCGAAGACUCCCCUGGCCUCCAUGUCGUAUUACGACUACGGCAUGUGGGUGCGCGUCGUGCCCGGGGACCCGAACGCCCUGGCGCCAGACGAGUACGCUUUCGCCGGCCACUACGGGAAGCAUGCCGACUACGUCCAGCAGCUGCGGGCCGCGCCGGCCGCGCCGUACAUCUCCGGCUUCACGAUGCCGACCGAAGAGAAGGACCCGGAGACGAACGCCUGUUUCAAGCAGCAGCUCGUCCUGGCGAAGCGGGCCGACCAGGCCCUGCAGCGCUCGCGGCAAUGCCCCGUGCUGCACGACACAACCGCCAUCCGUUACUGGCAUCUCCCCGGCACCGUGCGCGGGGGCCCGGUCCACGAGAGUUUCCUGCCGUUGCUCUGCGGCGGCCGCCAUGCGACGGAUCCUGGUUUGGACGGCACGUGGUGCCGCCGCCGCGAGAUCCCGACCCCCGUCGCAGGCGCCGAUCUGCAGCGGCCGUCGCGCGGAGCGGUGUGCUGGCGCAUGGCCCUCCCGGUGGACCUCGCCUGGGCCGUGCUGCGCUUCGCGGGCGACGUCCGCGGCGACGACGGGCGGCGCCUGGGGGUCGCCGGCUCGGAGGAGGAGCGCGCUCGGCUCGACGAGCGGGCGGCCCUCGAGGGCGAGUCGAUCGCCUGCGCCUGUCCUGGAGUUCACGACGACCAGCUGACCCCCGAGAUGUUCUUCGCUGUUCGGCACGUGGAGGUGGCCGCCCGCCUGGAGUACAUGGCCGAGGCCCGCGGGCUGCCGAAGCCGGCAAGGGGGCCCAGCGACGCGGUGGCGGAGGAGGAGCUCGGCGGAGAUCGCUCCGACGAUGACGGGGCCUUCGGCCUGGACGAGGCUCUGCCAGGUGAAGAUUCCUCCGCGGAGGAGCGCCAGGAAGUGGCAGACGCGCGAGAGGACAAGGAGGGCAUGAGACCUCGCUGGAGGCUGGCAGAGGACGAGUUCGACGACGUCGUGCACCGGACGGCGGCGGCCCAGGCGGCUAAGAGCAGUCGCGUGGGAGCGCACAAGAAAGCCUUGAUGGAAACGUUCUUGCAGUUGCAACGCCGCGCUUACGCCUGCGUUCGGCAGCCCUGCGCCGUGCCCGAGCGCGCCCCUCGGCUGGCGGCGAUGACUCCUGCUGACGUGCAGACCGCCAAAAAGAACCAGGACGCGAUCCGCGAACAGAGGGCCGCCCAGGACGACAAUCUGGAGGCCGCGGGCGCGGAUCUGCCCGUCGCCGCGGCGGCCUUCUCCGACGCGCCCGCGCCGUCGAGGCGCCUCGGCCCGGAGGAUGUGCCGAUCUCCCCGCUGCAGGCGGCGCUGACCCUCAUCGCCGAGUCUGGGGUCUGGAAGAGCAAGGAGCAGUACCUGGUGACGCUCUUCCUCCUUCAACCGAUACAACAACUGUGGCAGAAGGCCCUCGAGACGGACGGCUUGGACAGCUUGUCCACGGCCGCGGGCCUCGCAGCGGCCUCGAGAGACGUGCAGGUCCGCCGCGUCUUCCUGCACGGCCCGGGGGGCUCGGGGAAGACGUAUUGCAUGACCGAGGUGGUCAACAAGGUGGUCGUGCGUUUCUUCGGGCACAGGGGGCUGAAGCUCGUGGCCGCGGCCAACAGCGCCGCCCGCAUCCUCGGCGGCAAGACCAUGCACGCGGCGGCGAAGCUGACGCGGAAGCAGUCUCUCGCGGCGAGUAAAUUGAAACCCAACACCAGGGCGAAGAAGAAGUUGGAGGCCGAGUGGGAGUACCUUGUGCUCCUCCUCGCCGACGAGAUCGGCCUGGCGUCCCCCCCGCUCCUUGCGGGCCUGAGUCGCCGCGCGACUUUCGGCCGCAAGGACUUGCUGCGGCUGUGCGUGGCGAGGGCCAUCGAAGAGCCCUUCGGCCAGGUCCCCGUGCAGGCCAUCAUGGGCGACUUCAUGCAGAUCAACCCGGUCUGCAGCCACACGCUGCUGGAAGCCCUGCUGGCCCGCGCGCGCGUCCCCGGCGUGCCGCGGAAGAUCACGGACGAGGACGAAGACGGCUGGAAGGUCUUCAGGAAGAUGGCCUCCGACGUGGUCGUCUUCACUGGCACGCACCGCUUUCUCGACGAGGACCUACCGCUGCUUUUCGAGGUCAUGCGCACUCCGGGCGGGGCGAGAGUGCCUGACGACUUGCGCGCGAAGAUCAGAGAUCGCGUCCAGCGGGGCCCCGACGACCCGAGGAUGUCCAUGGACUACGAACUGGAGGGCGUUCGGGGCUUCUUCGCCUUCGGCGCUCGCGCGGCGAUCCAGUGGGAGCAGGUCGCGCGCCUGCAGCAGCUCCACGUGCUCGCCUCCGCGAGGGUCUGCCCUGGCCCCAGGGCCUUGCUCAACGGGGAGGACGGCCGGCCGGAUCUUCGUCGCCACGGCUUCAGCGCGGCGCAUUCGGGGGCGCGCGGGCAGCUCGUCUAUUAUUUCCAGGCCGUGGACCGCUUCAAGCACCACCAGGACCGAGACAUGUACCUCGAGGCGCUGAAGUUCAUGAACCUCUCCAAGAGCAACGGCCUGCCGGGCAUGUGCGCGGCCUACUUGGGCAUGCGAGGGCGGCUCACGAAGAAGGUCAUGGGGCCGGAGCUGGUGCAGGAGGCCACGGGCGAGGUCGUGGGCAUCCGCUUUCACCCGCGGGAGCGAUUCGGCUUCGGGGAGAAUCUCGGCGGCGGUUCUGAACGGCAGCGCGAGCUUGCGAUCCAUAUCAGUUCGCGUCGGCAGUGCGACGCGACGCGGGCGUUUGCAGAUCUCGACCAGGUGGACUACACUGGCCUGGGCAAGCGGGGCGUGUUCCAUCUGGAGCCUGUGCAGGACGAGUGGGAGUUGCCCGUCGCGCGCGCGCAGACGGUGAAUCACCCGGGCGCGCCUCGGGCCAAGCAGUUCGUCGUCAAGAGCAAGCAGAAGAAGGGGCUGCAGGUCGCGCGCACGCAGCUCAGUUGGGCGCCCGAGGACCAGCUCACUUUCCAGAGCAUCCAGGGCCGCACUAUCCGCGGGCCCGAGGGCCAGCCCAAAGGUUUCGUCGUCGACCUCUUUCGGCCUGGCACGAUGCAGGGCGAGGAUCGCCGGGGGGAGUACUUCCAGCACGUCUGGAUGAUCCUUGGAAGAGCCAGGAAGCUGGAGUGGAUGCUGCUGCAGAACUUCCCGCUCGACGAGAGCACCGGCGAUCUGGACUGGUCGAUCCUCGAGCAAGGGCCGCCGGACUACCUCGUCGAGUUCUUGGGCGCGGCUGCGACGCUCAGCAGGAGGACUUCGCGCAGGAUGCUGCGCGCGCAGAAGGAGCUGGGGGCGCCGGCCUGGGAGGACGUGCCGGAGUGCCCGCUGGACCCCGACCGCCAGGGCAGAUUCUUGUAUAUUGCCGAGGACUGGAUCAGGGCGGGCGCCGCCUGCGCCCGGCCCGUCGCAAGCGCCUCGGCCGAGGCGAAGCCCGACGCGGCCCCGCGGAGGAGACUCUGGGGCAAGAGGCCGCGCGAGGAACUGCGCUCGAAGACGGUCCGGCCGACCGCGCCGCCCGACGAGCCCGGGGGCGCUCCGCUGCGGCGGAAGCGGUCGCGCGGCGAGGGCGCCGGGGACGAGGGCGAGCGGGCCUGCGCGCCUCCUGGCGCGGCGCCAGCCUCUUCGACCCUGCCGUCGGCGCCCUCGGCCAGCGCCGGCGGCUGGCACUGUUCCUUGCUCGGCCGCGCCAUCGGCCGACGAAGGAGCGCGCCCGCGUGGUUCAACAAUCCUCUCAUGGGCGAGGUCGACCCCGCGUCCGGCACCCAGCUGGGCCUCACGUGCGGUUUCUUCGCGGUGAACCAUUGCCUGGGCCACGCGGGCAUGCCGCAGCUGUCGGCCGAGGAGUUCCGGCAGAGCGCGGGAGACGGACUCUAUCCCGAAGGGGAUUUCGACGACGGGGGGUUGCGUCAGAACCUCGCAGAGCGCGGGUGCCAUUUCGAUUUGUUGCAGGGCGCGGACCACCAGGACGCCAUCCUCGCCGUGGGGGACUCCGACAGCUGUCUGGCUGUCUUCAACGGCAACCACGCCUUGGGUGUCAUUCUGCACCAGCCAUGCCCUCGACAUUGGAUCGCGCUCGUUCGACCUCCAGAGGCCGUUCGAGACGGCGACGCCGCCUGGCUUUGCGACUCCUUGCACUCGGCGGUCUUCGCCCUUGAAGCCAGCGAGGUGCAGGACCUCCUCGGCCACGUUGGCUCGGCGCAGAUGGGCGCCGCGGACAGGGCCGGGAGCGAGCUCGACCGGAUGAGGGAGAUCUCCGACUGGUGUGCCUACAGAGUCCACCGCUGA
Molecule: messenger RNA, 20028 nt
Organism: Prorocentrum cordatum
Lineage: Eukaryota; Dinophyceae; Prorocentrales; Prorocentraceae
Source: the annotation of a GenBank genome assembly